Messenger RNA from Notodromas monacha, 1008 nucleotides. NCBI's taxonomy places the organism in Eukaryota, Metazoa, Arthropoda, Ostracoda, Podocopida, Cyprididae. The record is from the annotation of a GenBank genome assembly.
AUGAAUUCAUCAAAAGAGGCCACAACACCGCGUCCUUUGCUGAGCACUGAGGUGCCGAUUUGCGCCCAGUAUGAUCAUUUGGCCUGUGCUGAUCGAACCUGUUUGCCCAAGGAUCACUUCUGCGACGGGAUCCCAGACUGUGAAGACAAAUCCGACGAAGGCUGGUGUGAUGCGAACCAUGAUCCGAAUGCUGCUGCAAGCUGCAACAUGCAGAACUGCAGCUUACCUGACUGUUUUUGCUCAAGGGACGGUACUUUGAUUCCUGGAAAUCUUCCUGUUUCCCAGGUUCCGCAAAUGGUAGUGAUUACGUUUGACGACGCAGUCAACUCGGACAAUUGGCCAUUAUACGAACGCCUGUUCAAUGGCGAACGCAAGAACCCGAACGGGUGUCCGAUCCACGCGUCCUUCUUCCUCAGCCACGAGUACACCAACUACGCGAUGGUCCAGAAGCUUUGGAACGCGGGUCAUGAGAUCGGAGUGCAUUCCAUCACGCACCGGACACCUGAAAGGUGGUGGGGAGAAAAUGCGACGAUCGAGGAUUGGUUCGACGAGAUGGUCGGAAUGGCGAACAUCGUGAAUCGUUUCGGAGGAAUCGCCAUGGAAGAUCUUCGAGGAAUUCGAGUUCCAUUUCUGAGAGUCGGUUGGAACCGACAAUUCCUAAUGAUGCGGGAAUUUGGGUUCGUUUAUGACACCUCGAUGACCGCACCUCCGUCCGAUCCUCCAUUGUGGCCAUAUACUCUGGAUUACAGGGCACCGCAUGAUUGCUUGGGUCCUAGUCAAAUGUGCCCGAGCCGAAGUUUUCCCGGGAUCUGGGAAAUGGUCAUGAAUCAACUGAAGGCUGGAGUUCAAAUUUCUCCCAAAAAGAAUGGGGACAACGGGGCGUUUUGUACGCCAUAUCGUCUGCUGUGCCUUUACUGUACCCGAGUUGCUUGGGGCGACAUCUAUAGUCACUCCAAGCUAAGUUCCGUGUUGGCAGGCGACAUCUGUUCAACCCAGGACACAUAUUGA